GUCAUCGAACCACUUUCAACUCCAAACUGACCAAGUAGCUCACGACAGCUCUCAACGGCUCCCUCGCCCACAAUCUCUCAUCUCCCGACGACAUCCAACGGCAUGCCACCAAUCCAAAGACCAUAAACGAAACAAAUCAGCACAAUGAAAGCCCUCACAACCCUCCCGGCGGCCCAAACCCGCCGCGCCCUCCCCGCCAUCUGCGCCGCCUGCACAUCAACGACACCCUCCUCUUCCUCCUCCACACCCUCGCGCCGCCCCUUCUCCGUCCUAAACCGCCCACCGCCAAACUACCCAGGCCACGUCCCCCUCACCAAAAUCGAACGCGCCGCCCUCGGCCUCGGCGCAGGCAUCUGGUCCCUCCUAAGCCCCUACCGAGCCGACCUCAUCGCCGCCGUAGGCGAGACCACCGCGACGCCCUACUUCAUCUACCGCCUCCGCGACGCAAUGCUCUCCGACCCGACGGGCCGCCGCAUCCUCCGCGACCGGCCGCGCAUCACGUCCACCUCGCUCAACCUGUCCCGCCUGCGCGCCAUGCCGGACAACAGCGUCGGGCGCGCCUACGUCGCCUGGCUGGACGCCGAGGGCGUGAGCCCGGACACGCGGCCCGCGGUGCGGUACAUCGACGACCCGGAGUGCGCGUACGUGAUGCAGCGGUACCGCGAGUGUCACGACUUCUUCCACGCGCUGACGGGGCUGCCGAUUGUGAGGGAGGGCGAGGUGGCGCUCAAGGCGUUCGAGUUCGCCAACACGCUGAUCCCGAUGACGGGGUUCGCGGUGCUGAGUUACGCGACGAUGAAGGCGGGCGAGAGGAAGCGGUUCAGGGAGAUUUAUGGGCCGUGGGCGGUGAAGAAUGGGAUGAAGGCCAAGGAGGUGAUUAAUGUGUAUUGGGAGGAGCAGCUGGAGAGGGACGUGGAUGAGUUGAGGGCAGAGUUGGGGAUUGAGAGGCCGCCUAAUAUGAGGGAGAUUCGGAAGAAGGAGAGGGAGGAGAGGAGGAGGGCGCAGGAGGCUUUGAAGGGGUUUGAGAAAAUAGUCCUGGUGGAAAUCCCACUCGGACAGAAGCCAAUCUGCUACAUUUUGCAGUCAUGCUUUGUAAACGCCCUCCAACGCCGGCAUGGUGUCCCUCCCCAGAUGUGGGUUCAUAGUCUCCCCGCCAAACGAUUCAAAAUCGACGCGGCAAACAUCAUCGAAAGAGACCCCUACACACCGUGA
Messenger RNA from Colletotrichum scovillei, 1212 nucleotides. Its product is annotated as coenzyme Q biosynthesis protein Coq4. Bases 145 to 1212 code for a protein of 355 amino acids. NCBI's taxonomy places the organism in Eukaryota, Fungi, Ascomycota, Sordariomycetes, Glomerellales, Glomerellaceae. Gene Ontology annotation, cellular component: mitochondrial inner membrane; mitochondrion. The transcript has 2 exons. The record is from RefSeq and is a predicted model, not a curated record. Gene Ontology annotation, biological process: ubiquinone biosynthetic process.